CCGCUCUGGGAACGUUCAUCAGGAUUCUAUACGUCGAAAUAUCUCUGUGUGCCCUGGAAAUUUCUAGAACUCUGAUGGCUUAGUUUUCUUCUUGGACAGAUGAGUUUCUCAACCUUAUGCAGUUAUUUAUGGUGCAUGUGUGAGUUAUUAAUAUUUAAACAGCUUUGAAAUGAAACCUUCAUACUUAAGUAGUGAUAGAAGAGUGAAAUUUCUGUCAGGUGUACGGUUUGUUUUACUCUGUGCCGAAUGUGGAUUAUAUACAAAUCCGCUGUUAGUGUAAUAACUUUGCGAUUAUUAUUUAUAUAUAUUCUAUCUAUUAUAUCCAUGACUUUAAAAAUCUUCACAUUUUUGUUCAUUUGUUCACAUGGACUGUACUUCAAUAUUUAUGACAUCUGUGUCGUUGUUGUUGUUGCUUUUUGCAUCUGUUUCUUUAUUUGACUUUAACAUUAGAAUGAACAAUAAAGAUAAGAUUGUGGUCUAAUGUGGACCCUGAGGAAAAGCAGAUUGUCGUGUGUUUGAUUUUAACCUUUACACAUCACCGAUGAUCACGUGUGACCCAGAACAGAAAGUGACUGUUGCCUAGUUUAUCUUAUCUUUUGACAGCUAGUCAGUCAGAGCUCUCCAUUGUUAAAAGUACCCGAGGGACUUUGGGUUUUUUCCUGUUUUACAUGUGUUUUAAAUAACUUCUUAUUUAAAUGGAGAUUCCAGAGGUCAAAACGACCUUUAUCGACGCAUGGACCUGCAACCAUCACAUCACAGUCCGGUGUAGGCUGGACAGGAGUAGAUGAUUUUGUUGGACGUUGGAGGAAGUUCUUGAUUAUUGCAGAAGUUACUACACCGAUCUCUUUUGCAUGACUUAUCUUGGCUGAAGACGCAACCGUGCAAACCAGUGACCGGACACACGAGUGGACUCUGAAAAAGCAGGGCUGAAAAAGUGAAACCAAUAUUUCUCUGCUUCCCUCUAGUGUCUGACUGCAGUACGAUAUUUUAUCAGCGAUCAUUGCAGAAACCAGAAUUGACCUCUAUACAUGUAAAAAAUAUAUAAUAUAAGGAAAUAACGAUCGGAGGCAGAAAGAGUUUGUGUUUUGAAUGAUAUACACUUCAGUGGAAAAUUAGGUUGAGGUGGUGGGUGUUGUUUCCCAGCUCUAUUCCUAUGUGAAAGUGAAAAGUGACGUGACGUGACAUACGGCUAAGUACGGUGAUCCAUACUCAGAAUUCAUUCUCUGCAUUUAACCCAUCCAAUGUGCACACACACAGCAGUGAACACACACACCCGGAGCAGUGGGCAGCCAUUUAUGCUGCGGCGCCCGGGGAGCAGUUGGGAGGUUCGGUGCCUUGCUCAAGGGCACCUCAGUCGUGGUAUUGCUGGGCCGAGACUCGAACCCACAACCUUCGGGUUACGAGUCAAAAUCUCUAACCAUUAGGCCACGACUUCCCAUAUGUGAUGUUGUGGUUGAGGACCUGAAUGUCCUGUGGGAAGAAUCUCCUCCACGUUCUCUGUAUGUGUGCCUUCAGGGAGCAGAAUCGCUUUCUUGACCACAACAGAGUGAUGAAUCCAUUGUUCAGAUGUCUGAGGUCCUCGACUAUCUUCCUGGCCUUGGUGCAGUAAAGCUUGUUGGUCAGGGAGCUCAGUGUGGAUGGUGCUGUGAGCUGAUCGCACCACCCUAUCAUGCUUGCUGCUGUUCCCAAACCUGUUGAGGACAGUUGAAAGUGAAACUGGGUCGAAACUGUACGCUGUCUCGACUUAGGGGCGUCUCGUUCAUCCAGCAUGGAUCCAGAGUUAAAAACGAGCAACAGGUGAGUGGAAUGUAAAUGUGGGGUUUUCUGUCCUAUCUGAUAAGAGCUGUGGUAAAAAGGACCAAGAGGAUAAAGUAAGGCUUAAGGUACAAAGAAUGAACCUUAAAGUAACAAAGUGUUCCAAGGAAUAUUAAAAUUUUAGUCAAACAUCAAGAAUCUCAGCACAUUUGCAUUGGUUAAGAAUGGCUGUUCGAGACAACACAAACAAAUGCAGGAACAAAACAAACUAACUAAGAAAUGUUUUAGUUUUACUGGCUUUAGCUAAAGGAACACAACUGCAAACAAAGCACAUUUUCCAUUUAUCCCACUGAGCCAUUGCAGGUUGAUGGUCUUACUCGAGGGCAGAGAGGAUUGAACCUGUGGGAUUGUAGGAUGUGGUACAGUAGCUUAUCCAGAGUGACUUACAUUUUUAUUUCAGUUUAUACACCUGAGCAAUUGAGGGUUAAGGGCCUUGCUCAGGGGCCCUGCAGUGACAACUUGGUGGACCUGGGAUUUGAACCAAUAACCUUCCGAUCAGUAGUCGAACACCUUAAGCACUGAGCUACCACAUCCCACCAUGGUUAAGGUGUUGGGCUACCAAUCGGAAGGGUGUGAGUUCGAUUCCUACGUCCACCAAGCUGGCACUGCUGGGCCCCUGAGCAAGGCCCUUAACCCUCAGUUGCUCAGUUGCUAUAAAAAUGAGAUAAAAUGUAAGUCACUAUGGAUAAGUGCGUCUGCUAAAUGCUGUAAAUAUAAAUGAACCUUCGGAGCCGCAAUUUACCCACGAACCUCCACUGCUCUAGGGAUCUCCAUACAGAUCGGGGUUUCUGUAAAUCGGCUUCAUGACAAAGUUUGUUGUGCUUUGAGUCUUUAUGUCAGUAAUGGUGUAUACAGUACGUAGCAAGCACAGUAAGAAAGAUGCUCCCUGAAAGUACUAUAAAUGAAAAUACGUAGAUUGUUUUGCAUGUGUUGUAAAUUGUUUCUGAGGACAUCUGGUUCGAACGCAAAUAAACACCAAAGCCAAGCAGAUUGUAGCAGAGAUGAAGUCGUCCCUUGUCUUGUUUCUCCUGCUUUGUAGCAUGGCUGGGUGUCAGAGAAGAGAAUAUGUCUACAUCGACAAAAAAAUGACCUGGUUUUCAGCUCAGAGCUACUGCAGGGAAAACUACGUGGAUCUGGCAACCGUCACUUCUGACGAGGAGAACCAGAGACUGGUUUUGAAAGCAUCUUCGUUAAGUUUUGCAGCAUGGAUCGGGCUGAACAAGACGGUACCCAACGGAAAUGUCUGGCAAUGGUCUGAUGGAGAAACACCUAAUAACUUCAUGUGGGUGAAGAACCAGCCUGAUAACUAUAAUCAUGAGGAGGACUGUGUUAUGAUUAUCUUAGAUGGCUGGAACGAUGUGAAAUGUGUCACAUAUUGGCCAUUCUUUUGCUACUGGAGAUUUGUUUUGGUGAAGGAGUACAUGACAUGGAAGGAAGCUCUCGAUUACUGCAGAACUUACUACACCGGCUUGGCCAGCCCCAUCUCUGAAAAUCAACUUUCCCUGGCUAGAACCGCGACAACUGGAACCCAAAACGUCAGCAUCUGGACCGGCCUGAGAUUCGUGAAUGGACGGUGGGUCUCUGUGAGCAGUACGCCGUUGGGAAACCUGGUCUCGCUGCCCUCGUGCCCAGUACCACGCUACCGCUGUGGAGCUCGCAACACCAACACAAAUCUCUGGGAGAACAGAGACUGUGACGAGAAGCUAAAUUUCCUCUGCUACUGACGGUGGUAAGUGGAAAGGCCUCCUUCAAGAAGAACGCAUGCCCGAGGCUGUGAAAUAAUAUAAACCUAGAUGUGUAGCAUAAAAUAAUUUUCCUAUUUCAGUAGCGUUGAAGUAAAAUAAUGGUGUGGAGGGAAACGGGAUUUAAUAAUGAUCUUCUUAGAUACUUGUACAAACACCUUUGUGUGCCGGAAACAUUAGCGUGAAAUUGUUUUCCUUUUAAAUUGUUGGUUUCAGUGUUGGUGAUGUUUUGAAUGGCAUUGACAACCAAAUGCUAAGGUGCUGAAACCUGACCGUGACAUCAACCAAUACUCUGACACGCCAAGCUUAUAUCCUUUCUAUUUUACACUUGUCUAGUGAGAAAAACGCUCGUGUGUGUUUGUAGUUGUGUGAGAACGACUUAAUUUCAACGCAAACGUUAAUUCUAUUAUGUACGUAAACAAUUCAAGUUUCAAUUUUCAAGUUUAUUUGUAUAGCGCUUUUUACAAUGGACAUUGUCUCAAAGCAUCUUUACAGAACGUAAACAUAGAGCAGAAGGUAAACAUAAGGAGAAGUAUAAAGAAUUAGUAUAAUAAAAAAAACAGAAAUCAUAUAUAUUUUAGACAAUAUAGGAGGCAUUUUAGUUGUUUUCCAACUUUACUGCGAAUGUAACACAUGCUGUAUAUGUAUGAAAUAAAAACGUCACUAAA
Messenger RNA from Tachysurus vachellii, 4225 nucleotides. RefSeq names its product L-selectin-like. The record is from RefSeq and is a predicted model, not a curated record. Bases 2817 to 3539 code for a protein of 240 amino acids. The transcript has 2 exons. NCBI's taxonomy places the organism in Eukaryota, Metazoa, Chordata, Actinopteri, Siluriformes, Bagridae.